Molecule: messenger RNA, 2387 nt
Organism: Trachemys scripta elegans
Lineage: Eukaryota; Metazoa; Chordata; Testudines; Emydidae
Product: zinc finger protein 397-like
Exons: 4
Coding region: 241-1803 (520 amino acids)
Biological process (GO): regulation of transcription by RNA polymerase II
Molecular function (GO): RNA polymerase II cis-regulatory region sequence-specific DNA binding; DNA-binding transcription factor activity
Source: RefSeq, a predicted model, not a curated record
GCCAGGCACUUCCUGUGCUCGGCCCCCUCCCGGGGAGGUGAGUGAGCCCCGCUCCCGGACAGGGGCCGCCCGGACCCCGGCUGAGCGAUGCCACCCUCAGGAGGUGAUCAUCCCCUGGGCUGAUCUCAUCCCCCCUUGGACGUGCCCCCCCCCCCAUACAGAUGGUGCUGCAGGGGGUCCAUUGCUGAUGCCAGGCAAUCCCCAGGGAGAUACGGCUGUGCUCCGGCUCAGAGACGGGCCAUGGCUACCCAGGUGGCUCCCCCAGCCGCUCUCAGGCUCCAGUUCCAGCCCCCACCGGGAUGUGGCCUGGUUCCCAAAGAGGAAGUGGAGGAACCGGAUGCCCACGGACCCGUCGACAUGGAGAUGCAUCGUCUGCGCUUCAGGGGGUUCCGCUACCAGGAGGCUGAGGGGCCCCGGCAGGCGUACGACCACCUCUGCCUCCUCUCCCGGGCGUGGCUGAGGCCGGAGCAGCGCUCCAAGGAGCAGUUGCUGGAGCUGCUGGUGCUGGAGCAGUUCCUGAGCAUCCUGCCCCAGGAGAUCCAGAGCUGGGUAGGGGAGUGUCACCCCCAGACCGGGGAGCAGGCCGUGGCUCUGGCGGAGGGUUUCCAGUUAGCCAAGGAAGAGCCUGGAAUAUGGCCACAGCAGGAGGAGCCGGGGACGUGGGAGAAGGAGGCUGCGUGUUCCUCCGUGGCAGAGCGGGCAGCGCUGGCCCCAGAACAUGGCAAGAUCUGCAGGGAGAUUAAGGAGGAGGAGGAAGAGACUCUGAUCUCGCCAGCAGGUGCCAGCACAGAGGAGGGGAAUCCCCAGCAGGAGGGGUCUGUGGAAGCAAAGACACAUGGGACGUCCCGGAGCGCCAAGCAGGGAGAUGCUGGUGGGGUGGGACAGCAGCAGGGAGACCCCCUGGGUAAUGGACUGAACUCAUCCGCUGAGCAUGAAAUGAGUUUCUCUGGCCUCGAGAGGAGACUUGAUCGGUCCAACUGCAGGGGCGAGAACCAGGGCGGGGCGUGCCGGCCACAGGGGGACCCCCCAGCUAAGACUCCCAAGGCCAGGCGCCCCAACGCCUGCGCCGUGUGCGGCAAGACCUUCAGCAACAGCUCCAACCUGAAGAAGCACCAGACCACCCACACCGGGGAGAAGCCCCACGGAUGCCCCCAGUGCGGCAAGCGCUUCAGCCACAGCUCCAACCUGCGAAAGCACGAGCGCACCCACACCGGCGAGCGCCCCUUCCGCUGCCCAGAGUGCGGCAAGAGCUUCCGCGAGAGCUCCAAGCUGCUCCGCCACCAGAACACCCACGGCCGCGAGCGCCCCUUCCGCUGCGCUGAGUGUGGCAAGGCCUUCGGCGACGUGGCCCGGUGUCUGCGGCACCAGGCCCGGCACACAGCGCGGGCCUACGCCUGUGGGGAGUGUGGCAAGAGCUUCCGCCAGAGCUCCACCCUGCUGCUGCACCAGCGCGUCCACACCGGAGAGAAGCCCUUCACCUGCCCCGACUGCGGCAAAAGCUUCAGCGUCAACGCCAACCUGGCGCAGCACCGGCGCACCCACACCGGCGAGCGCCCCUUCCCCUGCGCCCAGUGUGGGAAGCGCUUCACCCAGAAAGCCACCCUGGUCAAGCAUCAGCGCACCCACCGGCGCGGCGAGGGGGCUGGUGACGCUGCAGGGCCCAGGCUGGUGCAGCACCGGCGGUUCCUCCCGGAGCAGGGCCCUUCACCUGGCCAGAUGUGGGCAAUGCUGCGGCUGCAGCUGGGCGCCCGCUCACCUGCCCCAGGGCCACAGUGGAGGACUGGGGACGUGCCUAUGGGCUGAGAAAAGAGGGGGAUGUUGGCAUGGGGCGGGAACAUAGGCUCCUAUGGAGAGACCCCUUAGCCUGCCAGGAGAGAGCAUUACAGGACUUCAGGGGGGCCACCGUCCCUGAGAGAAAUGUCAAGGCCUCUGUUGGAGGCCAUGUGUGGGAGAGCGACAGUGAUUUUUGCCAGGGAGACGCUCGCCUGAGAGAUACCGGGGAGAGGCUGCAGGCUCCAUUUCUCUUUUAUUGGUAUUAUUUGUACUAUGGUGGCACUUAGAGACUCAAGGCUGGAGGAUGGGCUGCCUAAGGGGGCAGGGAAUGGGACAUGGAGCCUUUCCCCUCUAGGGGGCACCAGCUUUGAGCUAGCCACAGGAUGGAGGGACUGGCUGGCUCAGAGGUUGGAGAAUGGGACAUGGGGCCUGUCCCCCUGGUCACUUCAAAUGUCCUUGUUUUUCUUCACAAAUGUUAGAGAGACCUUCCAUGCCCACCUAGCCCCCCCAGAGACCAGUUCCUUAAUCGCCUUUAUGGCUGGACAGAUGGACUCUUCCAUGCAGGAGGGGAGAGUCCAUUUCCUUCUCCCCAGUGGCGCCUCCACCACCCGGCU